Messenger RNA from Mauremys mutica (yellowpond turtle), 786 nucleotides. Its product is annotated as olfactory receptor 52E2-like. Gene Ontology annotation, cellular component: membrane. NCBI's taxonomy places the organism in Eukaryota, Metazoa, Chordata, Testudines, Geoemydidae. Bases 1 to 786 code for a protein of 261 amino acids. The transcript has 2 exons. Gene Ontology annotation, molecular function: olfactory receptor activity; G protein-coupled receptor activity. Gene Ontology annotation, biological process: G protein-coupled receptor signaling pathway. The record is from RefSeq and is a predicted model, not a curated record.
AUGUCAGAUUCGAACACAACCGACUUCACCAACCCCUCCGCCUUCAUCCUACUUGGCAUUCCUGGCCUAGAGGCAGCCCAUAUCUGGAUCUCCAUUCCCAUCUGUGCUAUGUACGCCAUAGCCGUGUUGGGGAACUUCAAAAUCCUGUUCAUCGUGAAGAGGGAGCCAAGCCUCCAUGAGCCCAUGUACUAUUUCCUCUUCAUGCUGGCUGUCACCGACUUUGUCAUGUCCACAUCCACCAUACCCAAAAUGCUGAGCAUUUUCUGGUUCAAUUCCAGGGAGAUCAGUUUCAGUGCCUGCCUCACCCAGAUGUACUUCGUUCAUUCAUUCUCAACAAUGGAGUCUGGAAUGCUUGCCGCCAUGGCUUUUGAUCGCUACGUGGCCAUCUGCCAUCCUCUGAGAUAUUCCACUACCCUGACAAACUCUGCUGUGGCCAAAAUAGGCUUGGCCGUGGUGCUGCGUAGUGGCAUACUCACAUUACCCUAUCCCUUUCUGGUGAGGCGGUACCCAUAUUGCAGAACCAACAUCAUCCCCCACUUCUAUUGUGGGCAUGUAGCCGUGGUGAAACUGGCCUGCGCUGACAUCCGCAUCAUUACUUUGUACAUCCCAGAUUUAUUCUCCUCUUUCAUGCAGCGGUUUGGCGACAAUGUGCCGCUACGUUUCCUCAUUCUUAUUACCAGUGUGUACCAGGUGGUGCCCCCCAUGAUACACCCCAUCAUUUACGGCAUGAGGACCAAACAGAUCCGGGACAGACUGCACAGGCUUUUUACUCAUAAGUAUGCCUAA